Molecule: messenger RNA, 4272 nt
Organism: Nymphalis io (European peacock)
Lineage: Eukaryota; Metazoa; Arthropoda; Insecta; Lepidoptera; Nymphalidae
Exons: 10
Coding region: 1-2979 (992 amino acids)
Cellular component (GO): plasma membrane
Molecular function (GO): protein binding
Source: RefSeq, a predicted model, not a curated record
AUGGUUAACGGUAAUUACGUGUUAUAUGGGGACAGACCGUCCUCAGAUUCAGAGAUUGUGAGCGAUCACGUUCAAACACGCACGGCUGAAAGAAAAACUAAGAGAAAAGCAAACAAAGCUACAUCUGCUAAUGAAAGGCAUUCACGUAAUGUAGCUGAGCUAGACAAUGAGACAGAUGCCGUUAAAUACGAGAAGAAAAUAAAGGAACCGAGGCUUUUACGUUACGUCCCAACGACAGAUGUUGAAGAAAACUUCGUUACGGAAAAAUUCGAAACGUACGAUUUGAAGCUCGAAGAACCACCAAAACGGCAUGCUUUUACAAAGAAGCCUAAGAAUCCAGCCGAUGGGUCAGUAAACUACGCGUAUUCGCGCUCCAGUAGCAGUUGCAGCUCACCUAAUUUACCAACGAUAUCUGAGCACGGUGAACAAUAUGGUACUUAUCGGGUCAGAUCUCCACAACUUCCGAACGCUAACGAUAUUCAGGGUUAUGAUACGAAGCUCGACAAAUACUUCGCGAAGCCGCGUGAAGUGAAGACAUUUGCGGCAAAGGGUUCGCAUCCAGACAGCUUAUAUCGCGUGGCGAAUGACAGUGGCGCCGUCUCAAACCAACUGGUCCGGGCGUUACGUGUGCUGCGAUGGCCGCUCGCGCUGUUUACCGUUUGCAUCGCGCUUGCAGUUUUCGUUUAUUUCCUCAUGCCAGUUAAUAUGGACGCUGAAUCGGAUACAGUCAAUGCCACAUAUUGGGAAGAAAGUAUUUCAGAGGCGCAAUCACACAAUAACCAAAACAAACUGGCUAUCAAACCAACUUUGCAAACAGGAACGGAAAAGUCGCGACCACCAGGUUCAAAUCCUCCGGAAAUCGACUUUUACGAUUCUGACCACAACAAUUAUGACUUAUCUUCUAUAGUUGAUAUAGUAACGGAAACACUACCGAAAAGAAAACUACCCCUACCACCUGUGUUUCCUACCCACAUCGCUCCGGAAGUUCAGUAUGGAAAUGAAGAAGCAGAUUCAGAAAGCUCUCGUUCUCCCAAGUUGCUCAAAGUUACUACAACUGUACCUAGCGAUUCUACAUUAAAACCACACAUAACUCAGAAACCAGAAAAACCUCUAGCUGUUUAUUUCAAAGAUGGCAACGCAAUUACUACAACGAGUACAGAAGGUGUACUAAUAACAGAGAGCAUCACACAUGCAGAAUCAUCCAACGAUAUAGCUAAUUAUCUUAAACAACAAGCAAACAAAAAUACAAUGAAAUAUUCCAAACCAGAAAUUCAUAUUCACCAAGUAUCUCCAUCUUCUCUGCCUUUACCACAAUUUGAUACGACAAAAAUGAAGCAACUCAUCCAACCUAAGCCUGACGUUCCUCCUGAAGUGCAAGAAUAUUACAGUCGGCCUGCCGUUAACAGUGACGUCAAAUUUACCUCAGGUCAUUCAAAACUUUUCGGUAUUUCAAUAGAAGACGCAGAAAAUAUGAAGUCCACUACUCAAAAUUCACUUUAUAAUACAAGGGUGUCCCCAACUCUUCCAACAUGGCGGGACAGAGAUGACUCCACCACAAAAAAAUAUCCUAUAAAUGGUAAUUACGAUGUGCCUCAAUGUCGUUCCACUCGCCUACCUCUAUGCCGUGGAGUCCUGCCGUAUGACUUGGCGGGAGCCCCCGCCACCGUUGGCACGGUGGACGUAACAACCUUGCUACCACAGAUACAAUAUCUUGUCAGCACGAACUGCAGCCAAAGAGUCAGACACUUUGCUUGUUCACUUCUCGAGCCAGAAUGCAGUCCACCACCAUACGCCCCGAAACUGCCAUGCUAUAACUUUUGCAAAGCAAUCGUCGACAGCUGUGAUGGAAUGUUGCCAGCGGAUCUACAACCUAUGUUUGCUUGCAAUCAGUACUCUAGUAACAACUGUGCAACUGCUCGCGCUCCUUGCUUCUCUCGUGAGCUUGCAUGUGGAGACGGUUCCUGUGUGCCAAGAGACUGGAUCUGUGAUGGAACUAGAGACUGUCCUGGUGGCGAAGACGAGAUGCCUUGUUCGGCUUGCGAAAAUAACGAAUAUCGCUGCAGUUCCGGGCUGUGCAUCACUAAACGAUGGCUCUGUGAUGGGUACGCGGACUGUCCUAGUGGGGAGGAUGAGCAAGGGGACUUGUGUCGAGGAAGACUUCGAGCUGAAGGAGGCUACGAAGAGGACGUGGGGGAGCCUGGAGAAGAAUUAGCUGGUUCAGCUCCAGCACCGUCGGUUCGCAAACCAAAUAGGCUGCAUGUUCCAGGGAAUAGGAACUAUGCUAGUCCUGCAGGAGAUAUUGACAGCAGUCAGGAAUUACUCAUGACUAGCGACAGCAACAAUGGUUUAAGGCGUAACUUCACACGGCGCCCUUCGCUGUCACGUUUAACCCCAUAUAAACGUCCUAAGCCACUUGAAGUAAAACAUGAUUCAGAAGAAAAUAACGAAAACACAAGUGUUAACCCAAUGAAAAAAAUUACUACAAUUUCACAUCAAAACAGAACGGGCCAGCCUAAUUCUAAAAAUGUAAAAAAAGGUAAUUUAGACGAAUCGCCGGAAAACGUUAACUUGGAAGAUCUGGGUUUAUUUGGUGAUGUUGUUAAAGAGAAAAAUGAAGAACAGACCGAAAAAAAGGCACCGAAAAAACAACAAUUCAGACCAAUGAAUCGAGCGACUGAAUUAUCGGGAUCAACUAAGUUGGACAAAACUGUAAAUAAACUUGAAAAAGUUAUCGAUGGAGCUGCUAUGUUGAGGAAAGCGGCUCGUGAGAACCGCGAAGAAACCAUAGACUCUCCAGAAAGUAACAAUACCAUGGACAUCGCAAUCGACAUGCCUGGUGGCUAUAACAGCGCUCAUGCUUCGCCCUGUCCCAGCGGCGAGCUCCGCUGUGUGGACGGUCGGUGUAUCACUUUCGCUCAGCUAUGUGACGGUACCAUCGACUGUUCUGACCACGCUGAUGAAGACAACUGCUACACGUGAUUAUAUUAAAGUUAAUUUUAUAUAAAGAUUUGUAUAUAAAGAUUUUAAGACAUGACAAGGACCAAACAUGCUAUAAGGGGCCAACCCUAAACUUUUAAAAUAUUUCUGGCUGGCAGUAGUGAAGUCGUCAGGAAAAUGCAAGGCGUUACGAAAAUUACUAUGUAUGUCAAUGUUUAGCAUGUAAUUUAUUUUAAGUCUGCAUGGUGCUUAAGAAUACGAGUAUGUGCUAUUACUUUUCAAUUUUAUUGAACUAGUUUUAGAUGAUAUAUCGAAAACAAAUUAUGACUUUCAAAUCAUGUCAUAAUUUUUAUAGUAAUAUUAGAAAUAUUGUUAUAUUAUAAUUAUAAGCUGUGAUAAAGCAAUGCAUAUUAUUGGUAGAAUAAGUCUACAAUAAAUUAAGAGUCGAAUCUGUUUAUGAUAUAAAUUAACCUUUACGAUUAGAUGAAUUACUUUAAAAUAUUGUCGUUUAAACAUCUUUCUUUCAAAUUAUACAUUAUUAAUAUAUUAUAAGAAUUUAAAAAAGGUUUCAUUAAAACGUUUUUUAACUUUUUUCUAAAUUAAGUAUUAUUAAAUCUUAGGAGUCUGUUCGAUUGACAAAGUUAUUAAUUAUAUUUGCAAUUCCCUGUCGAAUAGUUUAAGAUUAUUGAUUAGAUAUUCUUUGUAAAUAUUAUUAGCACUACUUAUUUAUUGCUUGUAGAUUGGUGACUUAAUUUUUUUUUUACAUAUGUAAAAGGCAUUGUACUUAUAAUAACCUUCCAAACUUCGUUCUGUCUCAAGACCUGGUAAAUCACCUAUAUUAUCCUGGAGAAUUAUUUACAUGGGACAACAGUGACAACCCAGUGAUAUUCUUAUAGUUAUUCUAUACAGAUUAGAAAAAUGGUACUCUAUUAAUCUGUCACACCAUAUGAUGUCAUAGUUUGCUUAUUGCUAACCCAUUACUUCUUUUGAGUUUUUAUAUAAAUAACUUUAAAAUAACUUCGGAAAAUAAAUUUACAUGAUCUUGUUUCAUCAUAAAUAUAAUCAGAGUAAUUAUGUUAUAAAUUUAAGCAGAAAUCCAAAGUAACGUCAUAAUACCAUAAUUAUAAUGCCGUAGUUAUAAUGCCGUAGGUAUAAUGCCGUAGGUAUAGACCGUAAUUAUAAGUUAUUAUUAAAUAAUUACAUCGAAGAAAGAAAUUACAUUUUGCUUAACAAUAGCUGUUAAAAUUAUUUUAUAGUGUAAAUAGCGAUAGGAAGUGUUUAUUUGUAAUAUUGCACUAAGUUUUUUUUUUGUAAUUUUUAUACUAAAAUAAAUAU